This is a messenger RNA of Populus nigra (black poplar), 761 nucleotides long. Its product is annotated as kxDL motif-containing protein LO9-177. The transcript is spliced from 4 exons. Gene Ontology annotation, biological process: lysosome localization. Gene Ontology annotation, cellular component: BORC complex. Bases 1 to 486 code for a protein of 161 amino acids. Lineage: Eukaryota; Viridiplantae; Streptophyta; Magnoliopsida; Malpighiales; Salicaceae. The record is from RefSeq and is a predicted model, not a curated record.
AUGAUGAAGACGAAGGAUGGGGGCAGCAAAAUUAAACGCUGGCAAGUAAGCAAAAAACCGAAGGCCGAAAACAGUCAUCAAUAUUUCCAUCUCCAUCCGCAUCUGCAUCACCGGAGGAAGCAGGAAAUGGAGGAGGAACCCAUCAGAGAAGCUUCAAAAGAGGUCUGUAGAGAGUUCGAAACCCUAAUUGAUGAGCGAGAUCUGGAUUCACUCAAGCAAGUGCAGCUUCUCAUAUUGGGAAGGUUGCAGGACAGCAACGCAGUGCUGUCUCAUUUUAAUGAAUUUUCAGAGAAUUGUUUCGCAGAGGUUUCUGCUGAUUUUUCAAGAAACACGCGUCUCUUAAAAUCUAUGAAGUCUGAUCUUGAUUACGUCUUUCAAAAGCUAAGGAGCAUGAAAGCCAAAAUUUUGGCAACUUAUCCAGAUGCUUUUCCAGAUGGAUCCGCAAAAGAAGUGCUUGACCGGAGACCAGACCUUGAAAUGCCUUGAUAACCUUACUGUAUGCUUUCAUAUCCUUGUCCAUACUCCUCAAUGUAGACUGAAAAUUGCCCCUGCUAAUGUGCCAUCCAUUAUAAGAUGUUUGGGAUUUUUCGUGUGCCAUGUAUGAGAAGUUUUUCUUUAUUAUUAGCUGUGUUUGUACAGAAACGAUAAGGAAAAUGAAAAGGGCGAGUACGAACAUAUUAUUUUUGUGUAGAUCCCCUUCCUUCAUGACCGAAAAUACUCAAAUGGAAUCAUCAGGUUGCGUAAGCAUAGUAUUUCCAUUA